Molecule: messenger RNA, 3626 nt
Organism: Dunckerocampus dactyliophorus (ringed pipefish)
Lineage: Eukaryota; Metazoa; Chordata; Actinopteri; Syngnathiformes; Syngnathidae
Gene: hs2st1a
Product: heparan sulfate 2-O-sulfotransferase 1a
Exons: 7
Coding region: 418-1503 (361 amino acids)
Cellular component (GO): membrane
Molecular function (GO): heparan sulfate 2-sulfotransferase activity
Source: RefSeq, a predicted model, not a curated record
AAUGGCUGACGAAUAGAGAGAGACUGUUAUGUGGUUGAUUCUUAUUACAGCCAAUGGCCUGAGCGCUGGUGACAGUGUGUCCGCGCAACGCCGCUAGAGAAGACUGGGCUGGACAGGGAGCACUGCACGGGGGAAGCACCGACGACAUAGGCGCAUUCUGGAGAAACCUGCACAGUGCCAUGCAAGUGGGAACGGGUUGAUGGAAUAACAAAGAAUGGACAAUUUGCAUUUGCCGUAGCCAGUGGAUUUGAAAAGUGGGAAUUAUUCACACACGCACACUCGCUGACAGAGAGCGAGGCCAUGUACACACGCGCAGCCGCUUUGUGAUCACCGGUCGUCGCUGCGUGUGUUUUCGGUUUCUCCCCUCCUGUGGGCAUGGACUGACCGACCCUCUCCCUCUCUUUCUUGGGUGAUUUGAUGGGGCUGCUCAGAGUCAUGAUGCCGCCUAAAUUGCAGCUGUUGGCACUGCUGGCGUUCGCAGUGGCCAUGUUCUUCUUGGAGAACCAAAUCCAAAAGCUGGAGGAGUCCCGGGGAAAACUCGAGCGGGCCAUUGCUAGACACGAGGUACGGGAGAUCGAGCAGCGGCACACCCAGGAUGGCCUGCGGGAGCGGGACACAUCGUGGGCGGCGUCUGCGCCGGAGAGUGACGAUGACGUGGUCAUCAUUUAUAACCGCGUGCCCAAGACUGCCAGCACCUCCUUCACCAACAUCGCCUACGACCUGUGCGGGAGGAACCACUACCACGUACUGCACAUCAACACCACCAAGAACAACCCGGUCAUGUCCAUACAGGACCAGGUACGGUUUGUGAAGAAUGUGACUGAAUGGAGGGAGAUGAAGCCAGCCUUCUACCAUGGACAUGUCUCCUUCCUGGACUUCACCAAGUUCGGCGUGAAGAGGAAACCUAUCUACAUCAACGUGAUCAGAGACCCCAUUGAAAGACUGGUGUCAUAUUAUUACUUUUUGCGUUUUGGAGACGACUACCGACCGGGUUUGCGACGGAGGAAACAAGGGGACAAGAAGACGUUUGAUGAAUGCGUAUCAGCCGGGGGCUCCGACUGCGCCCCCGAAAAGCUCUGGCUCCAGAUUCCCUUCUUCUGUGGUCACUACUCGGAAUGCUGGAAUGUGGGUAGCCAGUGGGCUCUGGAGCAGGCUAAAUACAACCUGGUGAACGAGUACAUGCUGGUCGGCGUGACGGAGGAGCUGGAGGACUUUGUCAUGAUGCUGGAGGCGGCGCUGCCACGUUUCUUCAAAGGAGCCACCGAGCUGUACAAAACAGGAAAGAAAUCCCAUCUGAGGAAGACCAGCGAGAAGAAGCCGCCCACCAGGGAGUCGACGGCCAAACUGCAGCAGUCGGGCAUCUGGAAGAUGGAGAAUGAGUUCUACGAGUUCGCACUGGAGCAGUUCCAGUUUGUCAGGGCGCAUGCCGUGCGGGAAAAGGACGGGGAGCUCUACAUGCUGGCGCAAAACUUCUUCUAUGAGAAGAUCUACCCCAAAAACUAACAAGGAACAUGUGCUGAAAGAGGUUUGAGGUGGGAUGAAGAGGACACAAGGCCUAGAUGUGGUGAAGGAGCAUAAGAACCAUUUUCUUCCGACGCUGCGAUAAGAGUACUGACAGUUCACGCCUGGAGGAAGUGUUCCGUCCGUCCCGCCCGUUGAAGGUCAGCAGCUUCCGGGCCCUUUCACUUCCAUGUGAAAGGUCAACCGAGGGCAGCACAGCACCGGAGACGUCCCGGCCAACAGCUGCUCGUCCAAGUCCCGAAUGGCUGUGCAGAUCCACGUCCCAGACAAAACAUUUGCAUUUGCUAUGUACUGUUUGGUUGUGUCUCACCGUUUGAACUACUGUUGUCUUUUUGUAUGUGAACACGUGACGCCACAUCCCCAUGGCCUCACUCUUACUAACUUCAAAUGUACAAUUACUGAGCUGUAGUGUUCCACUUUGAACGAAGACUUUUGAGGUUUUUAUGAAAUAAAAAAAAAGGUUGAUGUGGACUGUUUGGCGGGUGUGUAUGUUUUGUACAGCGUUUGAUGUUAAGUGUGCAGCUUUAUAGCAUAUAGCAGCUUUGUUUACAAGUGCUUUUAUGACGGCCUGCAUUGAAGAUGCUACUUGCUGUAAAUAUAAAUUACAUUUUCAGUCAAUUGCUCUAUGUUGUUGGGACUGGUUCUGGUAUGAAAUUUGCUUGGUUAACAUACACUACUCACAAAAAGUUAGGGAUAUUCAGCUUUUAUUCUGCAAUGUCACCAAAAAAAAGCAGAGUAUCCCUAACUUUUUGUGUGUGGUGUACACUGCAACCUCGGUUAGCGUCCGCACCAUUUAGCGUUUUUUUUUUGUUGUUGUUUUGGUUAACGUAACAAAACUGCCUCGGCCUCCGGUUCGUGUACAAUAUGGCGCGCCUCUUGUGUAAUUAAUACACUGCGUGUGUCAAACUGUUUUUAAUGUAUUUUUAUCACAAAACAUUCUUGUUAGCAUCUGUUAGCACAGAACUUUAAAGAGGACCAUCUACGCUUGUAUCCUAUGAUACAAUAGUGAUAACAGUUAGCAUACAGAAAUAUAGUGGUAACAAAUCAAUAUAUUCACUUUAUCAAGUGUAUGCCUGUGCUAGCAAGGGGGUGUGUAUUUAGCAUGCUAAUGUAUGUCUAACUAAUUUAACCUUUCGGGAACCGGAAGUUACGCCGCUUGUCGAUGAUGUCAUCAGCAGGUGACUCGAAAAUGUUAACACAAUUCACGUUUUUAUGCUUUUACAGUUAUAGCUUUACGUGCAUAAAACAAUUCAAAGUGCGUAUAAAUGGCGAAUGAACGGGAUAAAUGAACAUUUAAGGUGACUUUUACUCUCACUAAAGACGUGACUGUUCAAAGACACGAUGUGGCAGCGAGAUCGCCCACCACCACCUUCCUGUUUUCAGUCGCGUCAAGAAUCACCUCUUCAACAAAGGUAAAAGUAACCUUAAAUGUUCAUUUACCCCUUUCGUUCAUCAUUUAUAUGUCUUUGUAUGCAUUUGGAGUUGUUUACUGCAUGUAAAGCUAUAAAAACGUGUUUUGUGUUGGGAUUUUUGGCUUUCUGGAAGAGAUUAUUUAGAUUUACAUUAUUUCUCACAGGGAAAUUUAGUUCAGUUCGCGUCCAUCUUGGUUAGAGUCGGGCCUUCGGGAACAAAUUAAUGACGCUAACCAGGGUUUCACUGUAUAUUUAUUUUUUUUAAGUCCCUGUUUGCGCCUCAGUAAAUUGUCCUCAUGUAACUGGAAUUAUUCGGUAUUAUCUGCAUGAGGGUUUCUUGGAUUUUUUAAAACCCAAUUAAUAAUUGAGAAUCUACGAAAUGUGCAUUUUGAUGCAAUUGCAAAACAUUGAAGACUUAGAAUACGUUUAGAAUACAAAAAUAGGUCAUAUUUUUGUGUGCCUUCCUUGUGCCGAGCUCACUGCUGCAGCUUUGUCUGUCUGAUACAACACUGCUGUCUCUUUUUUUAGCUUUUAAAAGCAGAACUUGGAGGUGCAUAUAUGUUUUCCUUAUCACAGAGGGAUAAAGACCAUUAUUUUAUUAUCGCUAUUAAUUAUUUUUUACCUUUAUAGUGACCUGCAGAGGGGGAUAGAGAGCCGCUAGUCGUUCUACUUCUUUUGUUUUUAAUUAAAGUU